Molecule: messenger RNA, 2056 nt
Organism: Fragaria vesca subsp. vesca
Lineage: Eukaryota; Viridiplantae; Streptophyta; Magnoliopsida; Rosales; Rosaceae
Exons: 8
Coding region: 114-1685 (523 amino acids)
Biological process (GO): ubiquitin-dependent protein catabolic process
Cellular component (GO): cytosol
Molecular function (GO): polyubiquitin modification-dependent protein binding
Source: RefSeq, a predicted model, not a curated record
AAGCUCUCUUCUCUCCUUUUUCUCUCUCCCUCAAAUCCCUUAUCGUACGUCAAAUCUCAACCUCUCUCGCUUCUCCGAUCUCCUCUUCGCGCUCGACCGAGACAUCUCCGACUAUGGGAGGCGGAGCCGACGACGUUUUGACCAAAUCGGACGGCGGAGAUGGAGUCAACAUCAACGUCAAAACCCCUAAUGGCUCCAAGUACGCCGCUCAAAUCAGCCUCGACGCCACCGUCCGGGCGCUCAAGGAAGCUCUCUCGCCGAAGUGCGACGUUCCGGUUGAUCAGCAGAGGCUGAUUUACAAGGGCCGGAUCUUGAAGGAUGAUCAGACUCUCCGGAGCUACGGUCUGGAGGCGGAUCAUGCUGUUCACUUGGUUCGUAGCUUUGCACCAUCUGCAGCAGCCACCACUGCUGAUGCAACCAAUGCUGGAAGUGAAAAUUCUACCCAAGCAAGGGGUGUUGGAUCUAAUGGUGAUGGAGCAUUGGGAGGAUCUGGCAAUGUCAAUAGGAUGGGUAGCACUGGUGGUUUAUUUGGAUUGGGGUUUCCUGACUUGGAACAAGUGGAGCAACAAAUUACAAGAGACAUGAUGAACAUCCCUCUCUUUGACGAUCUUAUGAAUAGCACUGACAUUGUACAGAACAUGGUUACGAACAACCCUCAAAUGCGUGAGAUUAUUGAUCGGAAUCCUGAGUUAGGGCACAUUCUCAAUGAUCCUGCCACUAUUCGUCAGACACUUGAAGCAUCAAGAAACCCUGAGCUUAUGCGUGAGAUGAUGCGCAACAGUGACAGGGCUAUGAGCAACAUUGAAUCUUCUCCUGAGGGAUUCAACAUGCUUAGACGUAUGUAUGAAAAUGUACAAGAGCCAUUACUGAAUGCAUCAACCAUGGCCGGUAAUACUGGGUUUGAUAGUUCAAAUCCAUUAGCAGCUCUUUUCACCCCCCAAGGUGGGAACCCAACCAGGACUCAGUUAACAAACUCAUCAACUGCUAGUUCUGAUUCAGCAACUAGUCCCCCUGCUCCAAACACCGUCCCACUUCCCAACCCAUGGUCACCUACAGGCUGGGAUGGUAGGUCGCAGACACCAGCUGGUCAAACUGGACUUGGCUUUCCAGAAUUUGAAGCCAUGAUGGGUACAACGCAGGAUAACACUUUGCUGAAUCAGGCUGUACAAAACCCAGCUGUUUCUCAGCUCAUGCAAAACUUCAUCUCCAAUCCUCAGAGUAUUAGCGAGAGUAUUCAGUCCGACCCCCAGUUACGAAGCAUGCUUAGUUCCAAUCCUCUCUUUAGAGAAAUGAUUCAAAACCAUGAAUUUUUUCGUCAGUUGGCUUCUCCUGAGACUAUGCAGCUAUUUUUUAUGUUAAUACAAGCACUUUUGUCGCUUCUAGGUGAUGAAGAAGAACAAGCAACCCAGGAACCGGGAGAGACAGGACAGACUGAUGGAGGCACAGGACCAGUCGAUAACUCAGGAUUACAGGCGCUGUUGAACCUGUUUGGUGGGCUUGGCACUGGCAGCCCAGCUGUUCCCAACAGACCAAGUGUGCCACCGGAAGAACUCUAUGCUGCACAGCUUUCACAACUUCAGGAGAUGGGUUUCUUCGAUAGACAAGAGAACAUACGGGCUCUGAUGACCUCUGCUGGAAAUGUCCAUGCUGCAAUAGAGCGACUAUUGGGGAAUUCAGGUCAAUAGUUUAGAGUCACGGGUUCUCUACUUGUUCCGGUCAUGUCCCAGGCCGUGGUUUGCCAAGAUUGAUCUUGUUGGAUAAGAAUCAUAAGAUGAUAUUUGAUAAGAUGAGCCCUCUGUAAGUGGUGUGAGGUUAUGGUACCCGGGUGUGGUUUCUCGCAAGAACUAUAUCAGACCCGAGUGUACAUAGUUGACUAGUAUUAGCUGUAUGCACGGUAUGGCAGAUUUGUUUCCCCUGAAAAUUUGUAAGAACUAUCGGGUAGCUGCGUAAGUUUCAGUUUCUAUUGCAUAUAUAGACUCGUGAGAAAUGGUUGAAGUAUAUAGCUAAGCUCUCGUUGAAUACAGAUUGAUGCCUUGUCGAAAGAGCCAGAAUUUGC